GGUUGUUCAUACUUCUUCCUGCCAAAACUUGCGAUCCCUUUCGUCCUACUUUUUAGUUCUUCUGAAUCUCUCAUGGAGGCUCUACAGAUCGGUCGUUUUGUCAUCUGCAACCGCAAGUCGCCUCUAAAUUUGUCGGCGAUUUCACGAAAGUCGGGUGUAGUUAGGAAACUAUGUUUCGAUCCAUUGCGGAGUCGCAGAGGUGGUGCUUCUCUGUUGGUUAGCAGAUCGAUCGCUGAUGGAAAUGAGGGGGAGUUUCGUAGUUUUCGGGAAGGAUACUCCGCCAGAGAAGAACCUUCUCCGGAUUUGGAUGUCACUCAACUCACUCCGAGGCAAGACGGGAAUAGUUCUCUCCUUGGGCUUCACCUGUUUCCUAAGUAUGAUGAAAAGCAAGUUGUGAACUCCAAUGCUGACACAGUCAGUGAUAUAGAAGAAGAAAUCAAGGGUAUUAAUGAGGAGAAUCCUCCAACCACAGUUACCCAUAACAUUGUUUUUGUUACUGCCGAAGCGGCUCCAUAUUCAAAGACAGGAGGCUUAGGAGAUGUUUGUGGUUCUCUGCCUGUUGCACUUGCUGCCCGUGGGCAUCGAGUCAUGGUAGUUUCACCAAAAUAUAUGCAUGGUGAUACCUCGGAUAAGGUUUUUGGGAGUGCAUUAGAUCUUGAUUGCCACAUUAAGAUCCCUUGCUUUGGUGGGUUUCAGGAAGUUGCAUUCUUCCAUGAGUACAGAGCAGGUGUUGAUUGGGUAUUUGUAGACCAUCCUUCUUAUCACAGACCUGGAAAUCCAUAUGGUGAUAGUCAUGGUGCUUUUGGUGAUAAUCAGUUCCGGUUCACAUUGCUUUGCCAUGCAGCAUGUGAAGCUCCACUAGUAAUUCCACUUGGAGGGUUCACCUAUGGCGAGAAGUGUUUGUUCCUCGCCAAUGAUUGGCAUGCAAGCCUUGUUCCAGUCCUUUUGGCAGCCAAGUAUCGCCCCCAUGGAGUUUAUAAGGACGCUCGCAGUGUUCUUGUCAUACAUAACCUUGCACAUCAGGGGGUGGAGCCUGCAGCAACAUACAAGAAUUUGGAGUUGACACCUGAGUGGUACGGAGCACUGGAGUGGGUGUUCCCCACGUGGGCAAGGACACAUGCUCUUGACACAGGGGAAGCCGUUAAUGUUUUGAAAGGCGCAAUUGUUACAGCUGAUCGAAUAUUGACAGUUAGCCAGGGUUAUUCUUGGGAAAUUACUACUGUUGAAGGUGGACAUGGUCUAAAUGAGAUCCUAAGCAAUCGGAAGAGUGUCUUGAAUGGAAUUGUUAAUGGCGUUGAUAUUGCUGAGUGGAACCCAGCUUCAGAUGAACAUAUUCCUUUCCAUUACUCUGUUGAUGACCUCUCUGGAAAGGUUCAAUGUAAGACUGCUCUGCAGGAGGAAUUAGGUCUUGCUGUCCGACCUGAUUGUCCAAUGAUUGGAUUCAUUGGGAGACUGGACUUCCAAAAAGGUGUUGAUCUUAUUCUCUCAGCAAUUCCAGAGCUUAUGCAAGAUGACAUCCAGUUUAUUAUGCUUGGGUCAGGGGACCCACAGUAUGAGAAUUGGAUCAGAGCAACGGAAUCUACAUAUAAAGACAAGUUCCGGGGUUGGGUUGGUUUUAAUAUUCCUGUAUCUCAUAGAAUAACUGCAGGCUGCGACAUAUUAUUGAUGCCAUCAAGAUUUGAGCCAUGUGGACUGAAUCAGUUAUAUGCUAUGAAAUAUGGAACUGUUCCUGUUGUGCAUUGCACUGGAGGGCUUAAAGAUACGGUGGAGAAUUUCAAUCCUUAUGCUGAAGAAGGCAACAGUCUGGGUACUGGGUGGACCUUUUCUCCACUAUCAAAGGAGAGUAUGUUGGUGACUCUGAGAGUUGCCAUUGGGACAUAUGAGGAACACAAGUCUUCUUGGAAGGGAUUAGUGAAGCGAGGCAUGGAGAAAAACUACACGUGGGACAAAGCCGCUGCUCAGUAUGAGCAAGUCAUUGAAUGGGCUUUCUUUGAUCCACCUUACAUUCAAUAAGGUUAGAAACGCCUUGGAUAUUUUUAAUGUGCCUGCAUCCAUUUUUUUAAAAAUCAAUUUGUUAAUAGUAAUUUUGAUUA
Messenger RNA from Telopea speciosissima, 2093 nucleotides. RefSeq names its product soluble starch synthase 1, chloroplastic/amyloplastic-like. Gene Ontology annotation, cellular component: chloroplast. NCBI's taxonomy places the organism in Eukaryota, Viridiplantae, Streptophyta, Magnoliopsida, Proteales, Proteaceae. Gene Ontology annotation, molecular function: alpha-1,4-glucan glucosyltransferase (UDP-glucose donor) activity. The coding region runs from base 73 to 2013 and encodes 646 amino acids. The record is from RefSeq and is a predicted model, not a curated record. The transcript is spliced from 15 exons.